AUGGACAGGCAGACAUUAUUAGAGCAGAAAAAGAAACGGCUUCAGGAGCUCAAACAGCGAAGGCUUACUGGUUCUUCUCCAGACGACACUUCCGUAGAUAGUCUUCUACAACAGAUCGAAAAACUGAAACUAGCCAAAAAGCUGGUGGAAGUGGGAAUACAGGUAGAUUUUUCUGUGGACGUGGCUGUUUUACAUAAACACGAGCAGCUGACAGCAAAAUCCUUAAAUGAACAAUUCAAGGUUGAAAAGGAAUGCACUACGUUUGACAAAGCUAUUCAGACUACAGAUAUCUCAGAAACGGUGGAAAACGAAAAUAAUGAAAAAAUCGCAUACGAGGGUCAAAAGGAGGAAUUAAAAGAUAAGAUUUCACAUAUUGAACAAGAGCGUCGUGUCACUGUUGCAGAAUUCUUUGACGAGAAGAAGUUGAAUGAACUGCUUAGAGAAUCAAUCAAAAUCCUCAGCAAACUAAAACUGGUGCAGACUGUAGACUUGAAGGAUAUACGAAAUUAUGCUGAAGGAGCACAAGAAACUAUUCAGGAUAAAAUUGCAGCAGGAGAUCUGCCUAUACAGCGAUUCAUACUAUCUGAAGGUAUUACCCACAAGCCAGUUUCGUCCAUAGACUUUUCAUCCCAUUUUCCGGAGCUAGUCGUAAUUGCAUAUUCCAGUAAGAAAAGUACGAUUCCACAACCGAAAGGCGAAAGUCCCGGGCUAGUAAUCGUCUAUUCCAUGAGGGAAAAUACUCUUUUCCCUGAGUUCUUUUUGCAUGCUACAGCACCAGUGACAGUUGUCAAGUUUGAUAGAACAGAUUCAAGAAAAAUCAUUGGAGGUCUAGCCAAUGGGAAAGUGGUGAUUUGGGAUUUGCAAAAUCGAAACCCAACGAAGGUAAUUAUAAUUCCUCAACUUUCAACACCUGUUUACUCUCCCAGGGUGAAUACUGAUGAUUCUAAUGUUGACUAUGUUCACCAUGUAAAACCCAUAGUUUCUCUUCUUCUGAUAAACCUUUCCGGAAACGAAUGUAUCGUGUCUUUUUCCAAAGAUGGAGUAGUAAAUGUGUGGUCGACCAGCUUCUUGGCACAUCCCAAGAUAAGUACUUUGAUGCUUCAGUGUGCAAGAGAUUCGACGGGAGCUCUCGGUACUUUAUUUCCCUUGAACAUCCUGCUGGCUUCAUUGCUAGGAGAUUCGUUGCAGUCUAGUAAAGAAAAUCCUGAAUUUUUGAACCAGGUGGUUGUAUCAUCAGAAAACGGAAAACUCUACCUUUUGAACAAUAAGGAAAGUGAUCGUUUUAUAGAGAAAGUUUUGAGCCCUCAAAACUUUGAAGAACCCAAAUCGCACCCUCCGAAUGUAACUGCCUUCGACAUCUUAACCAAGGGUAAUAUCACAUAUAUAAUUUCUGCAUGUCUGGAUUGGACACUUCGACUUUGGAGCAAUGCCAAAGAAACACCACUAGUAACUAUCCCAACCAAUUCGUUACCUUUGGAACUUGCAGUUCGGCCAGGAUACCUUCAUUUCGCUACAUUGGCAAUUGAUAAAAGGAAGUCAUUGCUCCAAUACUGGGACCUUGAAAGGAGUGUCUUCAGACCACUAGUUGAGAUCCCACUAGAUUCGGGUGAAGUGUUGGCAACAAGAAUCAAAUUUAAUGCGGUGGGUGAUUUAAUUGUCGUGGGCUUUGAAGAUGGGACAACGAGC
This is a messenger RNA of Scheffersomyces stipitis CBS 6054, 1686 nucleotides long. RefSeq lists its product as uncharacterized. Lineage: Eukaryota; Fungi; Ascomycota; Pichiomycetes; Serinales; Debaryomycetaceae. Gene Ontology annotation, molecular function: dynein heavy chain binding; dynein light chain binding. The record is from RefSeq and is a predicted model, not a curated record. Gene Ontology annotation, cellular component: cytoplasmic dynein complex. The annotation marks the transcript as partial. Gene Ontology annotation, biological process: transport along microtubule. The transcript has a single exon.